Rhodamnia argentea is the source of this 1191-nucleotide messenger RNA. Its product is annotated as zingipain-2-like. The transcript has 2 exons. Bases 1 to 1050 code for a protein of 349 amino acids. Lineage: Eukaryota; Viridiplantae; Streptophyta; Magnoliopsida; Myrtales; Myrtaceae. Gene Ontology annotation, molecular function: cysteine-type endopeptidase activity. Gene Ontology annotation, cellular component: lysosome. The record is from RefSeq and is a predicted model, not a curated record.
AUGAAGCCUCAUUCGAUUUCGAGGAGCCUCGGCCGGAACCUUUUCGUCGUGUGGAUUCUAUGUGCGCGUCCCAGCGCGUUCCCGGGCGAUCACUUGUCUCUGAAAUCCAACCAGCCGAGCAUAAUGGCAGAUAGAUUCGAGAGCUGGCUGGCGAGGUACAACCGGACGUACGAAAGUAGAGCCGAGCGAGAGCUGCGGUUCGAGAUUUAUCGAGCCAACAUCUUGUACGUCGACUUCAUCAACGGGCUACGGUUACCGUUCGAGCUCACCGACAACAGAUUCGCCGACAUGACGAACGUGGAGUUCAGAGCGGCCUACCUGGGUUUUCACAGGAGGAUGAACCAGAGGACUGAUAUGGAGACUAAUGUUACUGAUGAUGCCGACGUGGACGCGCCGACGAGUUUUGAUUGGAGGAAGGAAGGCGCUGUAACUCCAGUCAAGGAUCAAGGCCAAUGUGGAAGUUGUUGGGCUUUUUCGGCGGUGGCGGCCGUCGAAGGCCUCAACAAGAUCAAGACGGGGAAGCUAGUGUCUCUAUCAGAGCAGGAGCUCAUGGACUGCGAUGUCGGUAAGGACAACCAAGGGUGCAGCGGCGGACUCAUGAAGACCGCCUUUUCCUUCAUCCGGCGCAACGGGGGCAUAACUUCGGAGUCCAAUUAUCCUUACCGAGGACAGGUAGGGUCUUGUGACAAGACCAUGCUUGUGAAUCAUGCCGCCACGAUAAGCGGAUAUGGCAAUGUGCCCGCCGACAACGAGGAAAGCCUGCAAGCCGCGGUGGCCCGCCAACCGAUCUCUGCCUCCGUCGACGCGGGCGGCCUGGAAUUUCAGCUAUACUCAGGGGGUAUUUUCACGGGCGGCUGUGGACACGACCUGAAUCACGGGGUCACCGUGGUCGGGUACGGAGCGGAGGGCCGGAGGAAGUAUUGGAUCGUGAAGAACUCGUGGGGACGCGACUGGGGCGAGGACGGCUACGUGAGGAUGUUGAAGGAUUCUCGAGACCGGCGGGGCAUAUGUGGGAUCGCGAUGGACGCGAAUUAUCCCGUGAAGUGUUGAAAAUAAAGGUGGGAUUGGCGUCAGAGUUUUACCUUCUUUUGCAAAAAAUUAGAUUCACGCAGUAUUAUUAUGUCAAACUGAAUUUUUCAUAUUGAAGAGCAGAAUUCGUGGUUGCCCUCUUAUGAAGACAUAAUUAACCAG